This is a messenger RNA of Dioscorea cayenensis subsp. rotundata (Guinea yam), 2105 nucleotides long. RefSeq names its product 65-kDa microtubule-associated protein 1-like. Gene Ontology annotation, cellular component: cytoplasm; spindle. The record is from RefSeq and is a predicted model, not a curated record. Lineage: Eukaryota; Viridiplantae; Streptophyta; Magnoliopsida; Dioscoreales; Dioscoreaceae. Gene Ontology annotation, biological process: microtubule cytoskeleton organization; cytokinesis by cell plate formation. The transcript is spliced from 10 exons. Bases 175 to 1926 code for a protein of 583 amino acids. Gene Ontology annotation, molecular function: microtubule binding.
UGACCCGCUUUUUCUUCGCUGUUUUCUUUGUCUGAGAGAAGCUCCACUUCGUCUCUUUCUCUCUUGUAGAAGAGGACGGAGAAGGGGCACAAAGCUCGCGAGUGGGAGAUCUUGAAGCCCAAGCGCACAGAUCUCUUCUGUAGGCCAUUGUAUUCAGCAUUAUUUGGAUUCAGAAUGGCUGUCAUGGGUGGCCAAAAUCCAUUAUCAGCGCAAGUCAGCUGUGGUUCUUUACUCCAGCAAUUGCAGCUAAUUUGGGAUGAGGUUGGUGAGAGUGAUGAGGAACGUGAUAACAUGCUGCUUCAAUUAGAGCAGGAGUGUUUGGACGUUUACAGGAGGAAGGUCGAUCAAGCUUCACGGUCGAGGGCGCUCCUACUCCAGCAGUUGGCUGAUUCAAAAUCUGAGCUCGCAAGGCUUCUUUCAGCUCUUGGAGAAAAGACUUUUGUUGGCAUUCCAGAGAAAUCAUCUGGUACAAUCAAGGAGCAAUUAGCAGCAAUAGCACCUGCACUUGAACAGUUAUGCAACCAAAAAGACGAAAGGAUAAAGGAGUUUGCAGAUGUACAAUCACAAAUCCAGAAGAUUUCUGGUGAGAUCGCUGGAACCAUAAAAGCCGGAGAGCAUGUAAAGCCAAUAGUUGAUGAGGAGGAUUUGUCACUUAAGAAAUUAGAUGAAUUCCGCUCCCAACUGCAAGGACUGCAGAAGGAAAAGAAUGACAGACUCCAUAAGGUUCUCGAGCUUGUUAGCAAUGUGCAUGAUCUCUGUGCGGUCCUGGGGAUGGAUUUCUUUAGCACCGUCACUGAAGUUCAUCCUAGCUUAGACGACUCUGCUGGUGUCCAAUCCAGGAGCAUCACCAAUGAAACCAUUUCCAAGCUUGCGGAGACAGUCGUGGAGCUAAAGGAAGACAAAAAGAUGAGGCUACGAAAGGUUCAAGAGCUAGCAGCACAACUCUAUGAUCUAUGGAACUUGAUGGAUACCCCUGCGGAUGAGAGGAGUUUGUUUGACCAUGUCACCUGUAAUAUAUCUGCAACAGUGAAUGAGGUCAUAUAUCCUGGAGCCCUUGCCCUUGAUCUAAUUGAACAGGCUGAAGUGGAAGUUGAAAGGCUAGACCAGCUUAAAUUCAGCAAAAUGAAGGAAAUAGCUUUGAAAAAGCAGGCUGAACUUGAAGACAUAUAUGCUCGGGCUCAUGUUGAGAUAGAUUCAGCAGCUGCUCAAGAGAAAAUAAUGACACUUAUUGACUCUGGGAAUGUUGAGCCUGCAGAAUUACUGGCUAACAUGGAUAAUCAGAUAUUAAAAGCUAAAGAAGAAGCUCUAAGUAGAAAGGACAUACUCGAAAAAGUUGAGAAGUGGAUGUCGGCAUGUGAAGAAGAGAGCUGGCUUGAAGAUUACAAUCGGGAUGACAAUAGGUAUAACUCAAGCAGAGGUGCACACUUGAACCUGAAGCGUGCUGAGAAGGCCCGUAUUCUAGUAAACAAAAUUCCAGCCCUUGUCGAUACUUUAGUGGCUAAGACCCGGUCAUGGGAAGAGGAUCAUGGCAUGACAUUUGCAUACGACGGUGUUCCUCUCCUUGCAAUGCUAGAUGAAUAUGCGAUGCUCAGACAGGACAGAGAGGAAGAGAAAAGAAGAAUGAGGGAUCAAAAGCGAUUCCACGACCAAACAAGCACAGAGCAAGAAGCAAUGUUUGGUGCAAGGCCAAGUCCUAAUCGUCCACUUGGUUCGAAGAAGGUUGUGGGUCCUCGAGUGAAUGGAGCCGGGUCAAAUGGGACUCCGACUCGGAGAUUAUCCUUGAACAAUGGCCCUCGGUCUGGAAGCAAGGACAGCGGGAAGAGAGACAGUGCCCGUGCCUCCGCUCCGGCGAACUAUGUUGCCAUUUCCAAAGAGGAUGCAGCUUCUCAUGUAUCUGCCACUGAUCCUACUCCUGCUUCUCCUUGAGAACAACCCUGUGAGACAUUGUUAGAGCCUUUGUUUGACAUAUUUAUAUAUAUAUUUGAGAAUGCAUUGUAGUUGUUACUAGUAUCAUAAACUGGAUCAGCCUUGUGUUACUGCUUACCAACUUCUUGUAACUUUAUUUUUAUUUUUUGUGGUCUUAAUGGAGGUACAUUUUGGUUUUC